This is a messenger RNA of Sclerotinia borealis F-4128, 1122 nucleotides long. Lineage: Eukaryota; Fungi; Ascomycota; Leotiomycetes; Helotiales; Sclerotiniaceae. The record is from the annotation of a GenBank genome assembly.
AUGAAUACAGACCCGUCGAGAAUAUCUGGGGAGGAUGAGUUGUAUGUUGGAGGUAUCGUCUCAUUAACAGAGAGCUCUCUUCAAAAGAACAAUAUCACACAUAUCGUCAGCGUUCUGAAUUAUGAUUUCAAGAAUUUCAAUCUCGAUUGGAGGAAGUAUAAACAACUUCAGAUCGAAGUUGAUGAUGUCGAGGACGAGAAUUUGUUGGGGGAAUUUGAGACGACCGGAGUUUGGAUUGAGGAGGCGUUGAAGGGUAGUAGCGAGACCGAGGGAGAAGGAAAUGAAAUAGAGCGCGAAGGGGAGAAGAAGAAGGGAGGCGCUGUGCUUGUCCAUUGCGCAAUGGGACGCUCCCGUUCCGUAACUGUCUUAAUCGCCUAUAUUCUUCGUCAAUAUCCCUCCCACACUCCCGCGACUGCACUCGCUCAGAUUCAACAAACACAUCCAUUCGCCGAGCCCAAUGAUGGAUUCAUGGCUCAACUUGAAUUAUAUCACGAAAUGGGCUGUCCACGAAAUGUAGUUGAGCAGUCUAAAUAUCAACGAUGGUUGUAUCAGAGAGAAGUGGAGAUGGCUGUUGCGAUGGGAGGACGACCUGACUGGGUAAGAUUUGAGGAUGAGGAGGAGCAAGAUGGGCCGAAGGUGGAAGGGAAAGAGCAGGAAAGGGAGAUUAGGUGUAGGAUGUGUCGUCGCACUCUUGCCACACCUCUCUACCUAAUUCCCCAUAUCCCCACCCCCAAACCCACCUCUACUCCCUCUUCAACCCUCGCCAACCCUCAAACAAUCACCGUCUCCCCCCUUUCCUCCAUACCCCACUAUAACAACUGCACCCACCACUUUCUCAAACCCCUCUCCUGGAUGCGUCCCGAACUCGAUCUCGGCAUCUUAUCUCGAAGACUCGAAUGUCCGAAUCUCAAAUGCAAAGCCCAAAUUGGAAAAUAUGCGUGGCAGGGAAUGCGAUGUAGUUGUGGAGUUUGGGUUUGUCCAGCUUUUAGUUUAUUGAAGGGUAGAUGUGAUGAGGUUACGAUUGGAAAGAGAGUUGAAACGGCGAGCGGGGGUGCUGGGGUCAUUAGAUUACCGCCUGGGAUGAAAGCGAAAGAGAGUACCGUGGAGAAGGGGAGUUUGUAA